Cicer arietinum (chickpea) is the source of this 2552-nucleotide messenger RNA. Its product is annotated as protein LAZ1 homolog 1. Lineage: Eukaryota; Viridiplantae; Streptophyta; Magnoliopsida; Fabales; Fabaceae. The record is from RefSeq and is a predicted model, not a curated record.
AAUGAACGACUCUGAUUCCAGCUGCGAUCUCAAUAUCCACGUGUCCAUCUCAUAUUCGUAUAUCUCCCUCGAAAACUAAAAACAAAUUAAUUCGCGAUUUGUUUUCCAACUGCCGGAGCAAAAUUCCGUUUCUCUCUCCUUCUUUCUUUCUUGAUUUUUAUUAUUUUAUUUUAUUUAUUUAGUAUUAUUUUUUUCUGCUCGUUCCUCCUUUUCUUGCGUUCUAUCUUCUCGGAAAAUAUCCAUUUCGAUUUUCUCCGGAAAAGCACAACAUGCUGAGCGCAGGUUUUCUAGAUGCAUCAAAAGCAAACAUCCUUGGCUGCUGUUGAUGGACUAAAGGGCAGUUUUCUUGUGAUAUAUAUACUAUAUCUUACAGGGUGCUGGUUUCCACUUUCCAUACAGAAAAGACAGGAAGAGGGAAAAUCUAACGCAAUAGAAGGUUUUGUAGGAGUGGAGACACUUCACACUGUCUGUAAUAUAGUAAAGCAUAGAGUUGAUCAAGUCAAGGGAAGACUAUUCUUUACAACCAAUUCUAAUGUUUCGGCAAAGGGGUUUCAUGGAUAUUCUGUGUUCUUCCAUAUUUCUUUUUACGAUCGUUGAGUCCACUAGCAGAUCAGGGAGUAUGUGGCCCCAAAACAUAGGUGUGGAGUCUACAGGAAGUGUUAGCUGGACAGUCUUCAGUGCAAGUAUAUUUGUGCUUGUUGCCCUUGUCCUCUCCAUGUAUCUGAUAUUCGAGCAUUUAGCUUCCUAUAAUCAGCCUGAGGAGCAGAAGUUUUUGAUUGGUCUCAUUUUAAUGGUUCCUGUCUAUGCACUGGAAUCGUUUUUGUCCCUAUUGGAUUCCAGUGCGGCAUUUAACUGUGAAGUUAUCCGGGAUUGCUAUGAGGCCUUUGCCUUAUAUUGCUUUGAAAGAUACCUUAUAGCUUGCUUAGGUGGUGAGGACAAAACAAUUCAAUUUAUGGAAAGUAUGAGCCUAACAGACUCCAGCACUCCUCUCCUGAAAGAAACAUAUGCAUAUGGAGUUGUAGAACAUCCAUUUCCUUUGAAUUGCUUCCUAAGAGAUUGGUAUCUUGGUCCUGAGUUCUAUCAAGCUGUGAAAAUUGGCAUCGUACAAUAUAUGAUACUGAAAAUGAUUUGUGCAUUGCUGGCAAUGAUCCUCCAGUCUUUUGGGGUUUAUGGAGAGGGGAAGUUUGAAUGGAGAUAUGGGUAUCCCUACUUGGCAAGUGUUCUUAAUUUUAGUCAGACUUGGGCCCUGUAUUGUCUUGUACAGUUCUAUUCUGUCAUUAAAGAUAAAUUAGAGCCAAUCAAACCAUUAGCCAAAUUUUUAACAUUUAAAUCAAUAGUCUUCCUAACAUGGUGGCAAGGAGUGGCUGUUGCAUUUCUUUUUUCGAUGGGAGCAUUUAAAGGGUCACUGGCUCAGGAGCUAAAGACACGUAUUCAAGACUAUAUCAUCUGUAUAGAGAUGGGCAUUGCUGCAGUUGUGCACCUUUAUGUCUUUCCUGCAGUACCUUACAAAAGAGGAGAGAGGUGUGUCCGCAAUGCAGCGGUGAUGGCUGACUAUGCAUCACUAGGGGCACCUCCUGAUCCUGCAGAGGUUAGAGACUGUGAACGCUCAACUAGAAUGCGGCUGGGUCGAAAUGGUGAGAGAGAAAAGAAGCCUAUGAAGUUUACUCAUAAUGUUCGUGAUGUGGUUCUUGGAAGUGGUGAAAUUAUUGUUGAUGACAUGAAAUUUACAGUUUCACAUGUGGUAGAACCUGUUGAAAGGGGUAUUGCAAAGAUAAACAAAACCUUCCAUCAAAUAUCAGAAAAUGUAAAACGCCAUGAUGAAGAGCGGAGGAAAAACACCAGGGUCAAGGAUGAUAGUUACGUCGUUCCCUUGCGAUCAUGGAGAACAGAAUUUUCUGAUGUUCACGAAAAACUUGUGGAAGGAAGUGUCAGUGAUGGUGGUUUGCCCAGUGGAAGGAGACAUAUCCAAUCCAAGGCGUCAGCCUCCAGGAUGAGAAGAUAGUAUUCAAUAUUAUUAGUUCAACAGCCUAUAUAGUUUUGCACAUAGAGAAAAAUUCUUAUAGAUUUUGGUGUCAAGUGGAGAACUCAAAAUUGCAUGCAGGGCUGACAAUAUGGUCAACUUUUAAAGAUGUGUAAAUAUAUGGAAGUGGUAACGGUAUGUACAGGGCUCGUAAAAAUUCCCACGGUUAUGUCAAGGGUGACUGAUUUUGUCUGCCAAACCGUGGAAAUAUUGAAUGGAUUGAGAAGAAAAUACGACAUUUUGAGGCCAAGAAAAAGGUAUCAACCAUGUUAUUAUGUUGACUGUGCAAUAAGCAUAAUAUUAGGCUUCAAAUGUAACUUUUAUACUCUCUCUGAACUUAAAUAUUGUCUAACUACACUACAUGUGUAACUUUUGAGAUCUUGAAGAUUGCAGAAGCCAAACCCAUUUCAGCCAACAUUCGAAAAACAUUGUAUUUAUCUUCUUUUAUCAUGUUUUCCCAUUGUGGCCUGUAUCAGUUAAAAUCUGGGUUUUUCAUGAGAUAUCCAAGUUAACUUGGAAUUUUUGCUUUCUA